Loxodonta africana (African savanna elephant) is the source of this 1803-nucleotide messenger RNA. RefSeq names its product phospholipid phosphatase 5 (gene PLPP5). Gene Ontology annotation, molecular function: phosphatidate phosphatase activity. Gene Ontology annotation, biological process: phospholipid metabolic process; phospholipid dephosphorylation. The record is from RefSeq and is a predicted model, not a curated record. The coding region runs from base 17 to 814 and encodes 265 amino acids. The transcript is spliced from 7 exons. Lineage: Eukaryota; Metazoa; Chordata; Mammalia; Proboscidea; Elephantidae.
GGGACGUGCGGGCCGGAUGGGGAAGGCGGUGGCGGUGGCGGCCUUGGGGGCCGAAGUGGGCGUCCGGAUCGCGCUGUUCGCGGCCUUCCUGGUGACGGAGCUGCUCGCUCCCUUCCAGAGGCUGAUCCAGCCGGAGGAGAUGUGGCUUUACCGGAACCCGUACGUGGAAGCGGAGUAUGUCCCCACCAAGCCCAUGUUGGUCAUUGCAUUUCUCUCUCCUCUGUCACUGAUCCUGCUGGCCAAAUGUCUCAAGAAGGCAGACACCAUGGACAGCAGACAAGCCUGCCUGGCUGCCAGCCUUGCCCUGGCUCUGAAUGGUGUCUUCACCAACACAGUAAAACUGAUAGUGGGAAGGCCACGCCCAGAUUUCUUCUACCGCUGCUUCCCUGAUGGGCAAGCCCGUCCCGACCUGAUAUGCACAGGGGACAAGGACGUGGUGAAUGAGGGCCGCAAGAGCUUUCCUAGUGGACAUUCUUCCUUUGCAUUUGCAGGCCUGGCCUUUGCUUCCUUCUACCUGGCAGGGAAGCUACACUGCUUCACACCACAGGGCCGUGGGAAAUCCUGGAGGUUCUGUGCCUUUCUGUCACCCUUACUUUUCGCAGCUGUGAUUGCACUGUCCCGCACCUGUGACUAUAAGCAUCACUGGCAAGAUGUCCUAGUUGGAUCCGUGAUUGGCCUGACUUUUGCCUACGUCUGCUACAGGCAGUACUAUCCCCCACUGACAGAUGAAGAAUGCCAUAAACCGUUUCAGGACAGACUCGUACUUCCCACUGUACAGAAGAAGCUUGGUGAUCCCGAUCGCUUUGACGUGUAGAAAUUGGACCUACACCAGUGGAAGCCAGGUGAAUCAGCCCCUCCUCAAUGGACCGCGCACAGGCCAAACUUCUGGCCUUUUUACCUCUGCAGAGGUGAAGCGAAGACCUGUGCCGCGCAGCGUUCUGCCUGCACGUGCGUCUGCAGGUUUCUCCUGCUUACACGGAUCCACCAUGAGGAGCCAAGGGCCUUUUCCAUGGACACCACACAUUCUGGUAAAAGGGAUCUUUCUAGGGUCCUCGAAAAGCUUCGGAAUAUGAUUCAGGUUGAAAUCCCCAGGUCUGCAGUGUUUUUACACUUAAUUUAAAUGCCGUUCUUGGAAGGAUCUUGUCACAGAGAAGCCUUUACACAGCCCGACUUUAUCCUCAACGCUACAGUGAAACUAUAACAACUUAAUCUCCACUUCCCCGUAGCCCAAAAUUGUAAAAUCCAGGACAUGAACAACUGAAUUACUGUCCGUUCUCUGCUGAGAAUUUCAUCAAGCCUUAAAUAGGAAAACGUACACUUUGGGCUGAUUUAUCACACACAGCUGAUCUCAGUCCGGCCAGAUACUGCUGUCUGUUCUGAAUACCGUGGGCAUAUACAGUCUGCUGUGCUGCCAAGUGAGCACAAUGAAAAAGAAGAAAAUGGUCAGAAGUGUGAUUUCAGGACUAAAAACUCAUACCUGUUUCUACCUCAUCUGUCUUUAAACUGUGGCUCAUGAGCUGCUUUCCCGGCAUUUAUUACUGAAGAUCUCCCAAGUGGCUAAGGCGGGAAGGAAAAACCACAUUUAACUGGAGGAUAAAUGAGCCUUAUUCUGUCCCCUUUCCACAACAGGAUAUUAAGGACCAGUUGUGGGAUCUCAUCAGACCUGCUGCUGUACGACCUACACCUGCCAUUUUAUUGUGAUCAUACUUUAAAUAUGACCUUGUCUUAUGUAUUUUUUUUUUUCUGUUUUCAGUGCAUCUUUUCCUUCAGCAAAGUCAACAUUCAAAUAAAGUGUAAAUGUGC